AUGGGUGGUGCAUCAACUUGUAUUCGAUCUAAACUUGCUCAAGAAUUAUCAAAAGAAGAAAUAAAUAUAUUAUCAUUAAAAAGUAAUUUAACUAAUAAAGAUAUUGAAGAAUGGUAUUCACGUUUUAUUCAUUGUUAUCCAAAUGGAUAUUUAUCACGUAAACAAUUUGUUAAUUAUUAUCAAAAUUUACGUGAUGAACAUUGUUUACAAAUAAAACUUUUAAUUAAACAAUUAUUUAAUGUAUUUGAUUUAAAUAAAGAUAAUAAAUUAGAUUUUUCAGAAUUUAUAUUACUUAAUACUCUAACAAAUAAUGGAUCAAUAAGAGAAAAAUUAAAAUUAAUAUUUUCAUUAUAUAAUUAUGAUAAAAAUAAAAAUUUUUCAAAAGAUGAAUUAAAAGAAUUUUUAAGAAAUAUGUUUUAUUUAUUUGAUAUUCCAUUAUCAAAUAUAAAUAUUAAAAAAUUUAUUGAUUAUAUAUUUAAAAGAAAUUCUAUUAAUAAAUAUGAUAAAAUAACUUGGAAUUUAUUUACUAAAAAUAUUAAUUAUGAUGACUUUGAUUUUUCAUCAGAUCUUAACUAUGAUCAUUCUCAACAUUAUCAAUUUAUUCAAACAUCUCACAGAUUUUAA
This is a messenger RNA of Rotaria sp. Silwood1, 624 nucleotides long. Lineage: Eukaryota; Metazoa; Rotifera; Eurotatoria; Philodinida; Philodinidae. The record is from the annotation of a GenBank genome assembly.